AUGCCGCUGCACCACACCAAGCAGAGACGCAGCGGGAGAACUCCACCCGCGUCUGCGCAGCAGAGAGGGGCAAACCUCAAGCUAGAGGCAGCGAGCAAGGACCGAGGCAACCUUUUCAACGGACGUUUGCUUCACAGGCGGAUAGUUCGCUCCGCAGUGUACAGACAGCGUCUGCACGUCCCUGCGGCCCCUAAAGAUUUCCGCAGUGCCAUCUCCUUGGUGCACAUCCAGGUCCACUAUCAGCACUCGCCUGCAGCGGCGACACGCCAAACAAAAAGCACAGCCGCUCUCCAAGCGGGAGGGGAGGAGGAGGGGGGCAUGGGAAGGGCGGGGAAGGGGAGGGGUGGUGAUGGCGAUGGUGGCGGUGGGUGUUUGCAGCAGCAAGACCCCAUCGUCAAGGCCGAUGCUGAGCAUCCAGAAUCCCGACCCUCCCUACCGACCUCUGCGAGCAUCUUCAGUCGGAUGGGCAUCGACAGCGGUAUUCCCAAGGCUUUUUCGAAAUCCUCCCGCGUCUCCACAGGGAGGGGCCCCCCCCCAGCCGCGGCAAGGAGCGAAUCCCCAUGUACAAGCCGUGCAGCCUCCAGGCUCGAGGGCAGAGAGAUGCCUGUAGGGCCCCACGACGGGGUUGUUUCCGGGGUUGCAAGAAGAGGACGGGGGGCCUCGCAGGAUACUGCCUUUGCUGCUGCUCGCAGAAGACGUACUGGUGCAGCAGGGCGGCACCCCUCUCAGAAUCUGCCGGGUAGCGCAGCACCCACAGGAGAGGGUCCUGCGGGGAAGGGGCCCUCUCCACGGGGGUCACUUCGGCGGGAGGCCCCGUCCUUGACGGCCCCUCCAGGGCCCACCCCUGGAGGCCCCCCAAAACCUUGUACGUGGGAACGCGCCGAGGAGAAGGCUGCCGCUGCUUCUGGGGAGGCUCGAACUGCAGAGACGCCCGAGAGCAACAGCAGCAGCACGGGAAGAGCAAAGCGAAAAUGCCUUUCAGCCAGCGGACCCUCCAUGGACCGCGCGGCGUCGGCACGUCGAAAGGGCCCCCGCCCCAGCAGAGGGCCCCGCGCCGGCACUGUGUGGACACUCCAAGCCCUCCGCUUUCACGGGAAACGGAUUGCUCAGCAUGAAAUGCAAAACCCCUUGCUAAAAAGCGGGGAAAAUCCAGUUCUUCGAAGGGGGCCUCAUGUGAUUCCCCGGAGUGGGGCCGGAGGCGGGGCCCACGACUCCGAAGGGGCUUACACAGCGGCUGGGACCGCACAGCAUCCGCAGAGCUCGCAGUACCCCUUCGCGGCGCGAGUGGACAGGAGCUGCACCUACUCUGCAGCCCCUAGUGUCCACAGGGCUUGUGCCUUGCGGUCGUGUCUGAUGGUUUCCUCUGGCGUGAGCCUCGCCUCCCUCCCCCAGGGGGCCCCCCUGGAGGGGAGUCGCGUGCAGCGCGACUCCCUACGGAAGCUCGAAGAGGGAGCUUCUCGGCUGGAUCUGAUGCUGCAGCAGCCACAAGACUUGCAGGCCUUCCCGUGUGUUCCUAGGGCCAGGCUGCACCCGUGGGUGCAGCGCGUGCAGCUACGCGACAGGCAGCAGCAGCAGCGCCAGCAACUGCUGCUGCAGCAGCAACAAGGCCGAGGCGCUGAGACACUUUUCGCCGACGCUUACAUGAGCAGCAACGGCAGGACGGGUGGUGUCGAGGGGGCAGCACCAGCAGGCAGGGAUGCCCUCAGCCUCCUUUGGACAGAGGAGGAGGCGGGGACCAGUGCAGGAGACUUAGAAGGCGGCUCUGAAUCGGUGCAUGGCGGUUCAGCUCCAUCGAACUCGCCAGCGGCGGGAGUGGCAGCAGGCACAGCAGCAGCAAGUCCACCGCACGCGUCGGCGCCCCGGGUGUAUCCCGAGUUGAUGCGCGGGUACAGUAGCUUUGCAAUCAGCGAAAGGGGGGCUUUGCUGGCUGCUGCUGCGGGAAGAGAUAUCCAGAUAUUCUCGCUAGACACCCUUGCGCUGUAUGCGUACGUUCAGCUGCAGCAAGACUGCAGCGGCUGCUGCAGCGGCAAGCGGGGCCAGCCGCGAGAGGACGCGGCAGCGAGAAGAGCAGGUGCAGCAUCAGGCUCAAUUGUUGCUGCUAGCAGUGCAGCGGCUGCUGUAUGUACACUUGGGGGUUCAGACGGACGCUCAGAAGCGUCUCGACAGCAGGCGCGGCCGCUGCUGCUGCUCGCAGUGCAGCAGCUGCAGUUCGUCGCUUCGGAUUGCGCGCUCAUGGCCCUUACCGGCUGCUGCCGGCUCUUUGUGUUCUCCCUGCUUCAGCAGCAGCCAGCGCUGCUGCUGCACCUGGAUCUCCACCAGGUGUACAUACAGGCCAUCCCUGCCCUGGGCCUGCAGCAGGAGCAGCAGCAGCAGCAUCGGCAGCACCGGCAGCAGUUGCAGUUGUUGCUGAGGCGCAACAAAGCUCGAGACGAGGACUGCGUCACUGAGGACGAGGGCGCUCAAGAUCAGCAGAGGCUGCACCUGGAGACUGGAGAAGAGGAAGACGAGCAGCAGCGCAAGACGGCGGGGAGUGGUGCGGGAAGUUUUGCGCCUCCUCCCGAGGGAGGCGAAGCGGCCGAUCGAGGUGUUUCUCGGGGCAGCAGCAGCAGCAGCAGCGGCAAGAUUGGAAGCAGGCGACAGGGAAAGAACGGAAAUUUGUCUCCGGAGACAGCGGGAGUGGCAGAGAACGAGCGCGUGAAGGUUUUCUGCUUGCAGGUCGUGUCUCUAACGCUGCCUGCGGCUGUCUCUUUGACUGAGAGAAGAGCAGACGAUGCUUGGAGGCUCGCUGUUGCUGCGGGUGCAGCCGCAGCAGAUGCGAUGGCCGCUGCUGCCGCUGGUACCUCUGCUCCAUCUGGCAGGGCGUGUAACAACACUCAUGCAUGCGCGUCAUCAGCAGCAGAUUCGGCGGCUGCUGACGCAUCGUUGGCAGCAGCGGCCGACCUAGAGAGGCUCUCUGGAGUGGGUCGAAUGUCUCUGAUUGUCUCUUUCGCCGCGGAUCCUCGGGGCGAUGGAGAAAGCUGUAUUUACACCGCCCCGCUGCUGCUGCAGUUUGUGUUGCGGCCGCAGCAGCUGCUCUUGCAAUAUCUGCAGCAGCAGCUGCUGCGGAACCACCUCCAGCACCAGCAGCGCCCUGUGCUGCACGAUCCCGCUCUCCCCGCAGCCUUUGCUCUGUCGUCUCUCUCCCUGCUGCCUCCGUCCUGCUGCUGCUGCAGCGCAGACACCCUGUGGUGCUGCUGCGGCGAGCUGUUGCCGCCACGCAGGAGCCACAGCAGCAGCUGCGCCGGCAGCGACAGGUGGUCCGUGUCAGGCCGCAGCAGCAACUUUCCCUUUUGCAGCUUCUUCCGCCGCCCGCUGAGCCAGCUGAGACUGCAGCUCCUCUCUAUCCAGCAGCCUUGUCGCCACUACUACCAGCAGGAAAAGGUCGAGGAACUUGUGGCAGUGUGCUCGCCAACCGGCAUGCUGUGGCUCCUGCGGCUAGGCCAGCACGAGGCGCCGCAGCUGCCUGCAGAGAUCGUAGCAUUCGCACAGUUUGGUGUGGCAGCAGGGCCGCUGGAGGUGAAGGCACGGCCAGAUGGAGGCAUGCUGUUGCUCAGAUCACUUGACAGGAUCAUUGCCGUCCGCAUCUCCCCCACAGGAGCAGCACGCACUACUUCCGAAUCCUCAUCGACAGAAAGCGAGACAGCAAGCAGAAACCAGGGAGACGAAGAAGCAGCAGCAGCAGCACACGCAGAAGACACUAGCACGACCGAAAUUCAAAACGGGGCAGCAACGCCUGCAACGGAAACUGCUCAAGACGCUUGUCAACAAACGAAAGAAACCGAAGCCACUGCAGGAGCAGAAGCGGUUAGCUCACUGGGAAGCUCAGAGAGCGCCAGUGACACGCACGAGGCGAGGAAGAGGCCUCGGCAGGAUGGUGCGGGUAGGGAGCCGCUGCAGGACGCAGGCAGCGGACAGUCACAGUUUCAAGAGGGUGAGCAGCAGAUUGAGGCUUCUCGGGAAGACGGCGAGGGCGGCAGAAAGCGCAGAUCCUGUCCGCGAGAUGCCUGCGACCUUCCGGUAUUGUCGGAAGCAGUUGUAUCGCUGGAAGAAGCACCAGACGGCUCAGAAAGUGCAGCCGAGAAGGAUAGCGGGGAGGCAACGGAGGAGAGUUGCGAAGCAGAAGAAGCCUCUUAUCCGCUGCAGCUCACGUUGCAAUUUGUCCAGCAAGACCGCGUGCAGCGGGAAAAGUAUACCGCUUGCUGCUUCAGCAGCAGUAGCAGCACAGAGCAGCCGUCUGUUGCGGCAGUUUCGGCGGACCGUGGCAGCACGACUGGGCUGUAUAUGAUAGACGUGGCUGCACCUAACGCGAUUGACGCCAUCGUCCUUUCUCUGGAAACUAGCAAACUGCAGCCUUUCAAGCAGAUGCAGUGGGGGCCUCGUAGCAGCUGUGGCCUCCCCGCAGGUGUCUACACGGCUGCGUUUGCUGCAUUCGCUGCUGGGAGCGGCGACGUGACCAGCAGCAGCACGAGCAGCAGUACGUUGGUGGCCCUCGAGAAGAGACAGGGGCUCUUGCUGCUUUUGCAGCCGAAGAGGCGCAGAGUGUGGGACCUGAUGCAUCCCGACUUCGAGCGCAUAGAGAAGAAUGUGGAGGUCGUGGAAAGCGCCACGGAGUUUGACGCCGUGCAACCGCUGGAGGAAAGAGAAAACACCCCGUUGUACAAGGCCCUACGACGCUUCAUCUCGCACACGGAACCGCUCACCGGCCUCCCGCCGUGCAGCCCAGCUUUCGCGCUGCCCCCCGUGCGAGGCCCCUCAGCAGCAGAAUGUACAGCAUCAGCAGAACAGCCGCUGCUUUGGUCUUGCUUCGAGCCCUUGUCAGCUGCGGCUGCAGCAUACGCCGCAGCAGCAACGCUCACAGACGAAGACGGAGAGACACAGCUGCUUGACCUGUCCGAGGCCUUUGCUGCAACCCUCCAGAAUCAGACAGCAGCCGCAGGCACAGCAGCAGCAAGGGCAGCACAGGCAGCUAUUUGCCCUCCUGUUUCGUUUUGGGUUCGACACCCCCUCUGUAAGGAUCUAAAGAGGCUCAACAAGUUGCGCUCGGAUCCAGCUGCAGCUGCAGCAGCCACAGCUGCUGCAGAGAAGCUGCAGGAGCAACUACCCCAGUAUAGUGCUUUUUCUGUACGCGUUGAAUGGCUGACGCCUACAGGGGGGAACACUAACGGCACUGAUCAUGCGGAAGCCUUCCAGGAGAGCAUGGCUGUGGACGGAAGCCACCCCACUGGCCUCGCUAGAGAACAGCCAAGAGCAUCGACCCAAGGGUCGCUGAGGGAGCAAUAUCAACAAAUGAUUCGUAACAGCAGGGCGAGGUAUGCAGCGCGAAUGGCUGAGAGGGGCACUUCCCAGCCUCUUCCGCAGCUGCUACAACAGUAG
Messenger RNA from Cyclospora cayetanensis, 5412 nucleotides. RefSeq lists its product as uncharacterized. The record is from RefSeq and is a predicted model, not a curated record. The transcript has 7 exons. NCBI's taxonomy places the organism in Eukaryota, Apicomplexa, Conoidasida, Eucoccidiorida, Eimeriidae. The coding region runs from base 1 to 5412 and encodes 1803 amino acids.